Molecule: messenger RNA, 312 nt
Organism: Rangifer tarandus platyrhynchus (Svalbard reindeer)
Lineage: Eukaryota; Metazoa; Chordata; Mammalia; Artiodactyla; Cervidae
Source: the annotation of a GenBank genome assembly
AUGCACACAUGCAGACAAGUGGUCACUGGACCCAGAGGGCACACGUCCCGGGGCCUUCAGGGGUCAGUUGGGCACAUGCCGGCCCCUGGCCUGUGCCUGGUCCCCCCUCCCACCCCCAGCCCACCUGCCCAGACUGCACAGGGCAGGCGUCCCUCCCAGCGGGGGCUGGGGGUUGAAACCAUGGGGUCCUCAGAGGCUCUCUCACCUCCCUGUAAAACAACACCAAGCAAAAAGUUGCUGCAUCCCAGCAGUCCAGAACAGGGCUCCCGGGAGAGCAGCUUUCCCCCCAAAAGAAAGGAGAAACAUUUUUAA